Molecule: messenger RNA, 1407 nt
Organism: Botrytis deweyae
Lineage: Eukaryota; Fungi; Ascomycota; Leotiomycetes; Helotiales; Sclerotiniaceae
Exons: 1
Coding region: 1-1407 (468 amino acids)
Source: RefSeq, a predicted model, not a curated record
AUGAGUGAGGAUCGCCCACUUCGCGUAAGAAGCGCCUCUCCGAGAGUGCGCCUAUCAGGCGAUCAUUCGCGUCGUGGCAAUGACCCAAAUGUGGGUUUUGAUUUAGAGGCAUUCACACGUCUUGUCGAACGUAUGAGAGAUCCAUUCACAUAUCCCGUUGGCACUGUAGCUCCUAGAGGAAGAAGCCCAGAACGCGCGACCACCACCGAGACACAGCAAUGCUCAACAGGCAAGAAUGUCCAUGAGGACGAAUACAACAGAUUGUGCGAAAUGUUGAGGGCUUCCCAAUUGAAACACCUGGAAAGCGCCCGCAGUUUAAUGGAAACAGAACAUCAUCUCACGGUUGCUUAUCACAUGAGACAAAAUGGCGCCGAAGGACAUACUGAGCAAGCACAAUGCGAGAGGGAAGAUAGUCAGCACGGUGGUGGUGCCAGGUCAGAGUUUGGGGCAGAAAGAUAUGCUACAGAAGGUGCUGGUUCCACAAUGAACCCAACAGUCGGAAGGCGUAAUUCUUUUGUAUCUAUCACGCCAUUGGAUCCUGCAGAUAGUAAUGAUUCCACAAUGAACCCAAUAGUCGGAAGGCGUAAUUGUCUUGUAUCUACCACGCCAUUGAAUCCUGCAGAUAGUAAUGAUUCCGCCUGGAGAUCAACAGCCGGAACGCAUGGCGGCGAGGACAACAAUCCCUCCAAUGAGCUUCCUAGUCACCUGAGGUCCCCUUACAAAUAUUACAACUCAUAUUGGACACCCUCAUCGCCUCCCUCGGAGUCCUACCCCACAUUCCCACGAUUACCCUCGCGCAACACAACUUCGGCUCCGAGCUCUAAAGGAACUCCAAGCCCCCAGCCCUCCGCACCAGUUAACUUCGGAGCCAUCAGACGCCUCAUGCGACCUUAUCUUUCUCCGCUCCAAUGUCAACCCGGCUCCACAAUAUAUCCCCCGCGAGCUUUUACUUCUCCUCUCCUAUAUCCACCCCGUUCCACAUAUCCAUUAACAUGGCCCAGCGUCAGCUUUUCCCGACCCGAACUCGAGCAAUCCUUCCUCAGGAACGUAACCAGAAACAUGGAUCUCAUCCCCAGCGCCCCCGCCUCCACCGGCCCUCUCCUACCAUUCGAAGGUCCCAGCCUACUCCCCGAAUCGUGGAAAAUCAUGCGACAACCCCCUGCCGACCCCCCUAUCUGCGCGAACUCUCGGCCAAUGUGGUCUUGGAACACCCCCGAUACGCGCAACUGGAUCUACCAAAACCUCGUCACCCAAUGCGGCUUCCAGGAGUCCUACGCUCACAAGAUCGUCAUGGGAUGGUUGGGUGGUACGGAUACUAUCCGAUACAUGACCUUGCUCGAUUGGCAGGUACUUACCACCUCCUAUGAAGCUGGAUGGUAUAUGUUUAGGUUAAUGCGACGUUGUUAA